UCCCAGCUCUCGUUCUUUCGAAAAUACAGUAUUUAGAGCACGCAACGCUAAGUAUACAGGAGGUUAAAUAUCGCUUUACCACUGCAUUUUGCAAUGAAGUUCACCCUCACGCUCCGUUGGGUCAACUGUAUAGUCAGAGUAUAGUGUCGAGAAAUGCAUUAUGGGAAAGAGAGAACCAAUGCUUGUCUGUUGUUGAGGGGUUAAGCUCUCAUUUAAUCAGGCACUUUUUCCGUGGGAUUAGUAAAAUGUUCACCUAGGAAUUGGCAAGAGAGUGUUUGAAUUAAAAACCUCAUAGUUAGCCUGUAAGGUGCUCGACCCAACUCUGCAAUUGUCACUAAGGUGGUUAAUAAAUAAUAGCUCCCUAGUUAGGUACAACUAGCUAGGUGGUUAGCUUAAUAAGCUAUUCACAAUGCCGAAUUUUUGCGCGGCCCCGAACUGUACAAGAAAGAGCACUCAAUCCGACUUGGCAUUCUUCAGGUUUCCAAGAGACCCUGAAAGAUGCCGACUGUGGGUGGAGAAUUGUCGGCGUGCUGACCUGGAGACCAAAACAUCCGACCAGUUGAACAAACAUUAUCGGCUGUGCGCUAAGCACUUUGAACCAGCGAUGAUAUGCAAAACAAGCCCAUACAGGACAGUGCUCAGAGAGACGGCCAUCCCUACCAUAUUCGACCUGACCAGCCACCUGAACAACCCCCACAGCAGACACCGGAAACGCAUCAAAGAGCUGACAGAAGACGAUAUUAGAAGAAUCAAAGAAAGGAGAUUGGAGUCCUCCAUUGAACAGCUGCACUCCAAAAAGGACAAGGUGGGGGACGAGGCAGAGGCCGGUGAGGACGCCCCCCAGCUGACUCCAGAACAGAGGGAGCAGCGCGAGUACCUGAAGUCUGUGUUCGAGAUCCUGCUCCUGAUGGGCCGGCAGAACAUCCCUCUGCGGAGCCUCGUGAGCAGCACGGAGGACGCCGCCGCCGCCUUCACCCCCAGUAACUUCCAGGCUCUGCUGGAGGCGCGGGUCAGCGCCGGGGACGAGGUGCUGCGGCGGCGCUUCGACGGCGCGUCUGUGAACGAGGAGUACUUCGCCGAGGAGCAGCUGCAGAUGCUGGAGUUCUGCGAACAGGGCGUGCGCGAGAACCUCCUGCAGGAGGUGCGGGAAAGCUCCUUCUUCUCUCUGGUCACGGCAGACCUGGUGGAGUUCCCCGGCGAGACGCGGCUGCCCGUCUUCCUGCGCUUCGUGGACCAGGCCAGCGCCCUGCGGGAGGAGCUGGUGGAGUUGGUGGAGCUGGAGACGGACGGGGAGGCGAUGGCGGAGCAGGUGGAGGCCCUGGUGACGCAGCGCUGGGGCCUCAGCAUGGAGCACUGCCGCGGCCAGGCACACUCCGGCUCCGGCGCCUUCGCCUGCCAGAUCAAAGCCGUGGCUAGCAGGCUCUCCGACAAGUACCCCAUGGCCGUGCACACCCCACAGUCCUCCACCGCCCUCAACGUCCACCUGGCCAACUGUGUUCCGCUCACGGCCGUCAGGGUGGUCGUGUCCAUGCUGGGGAAGAUCCACGCCUUCCUCCAGUCCACUCCGGCGCUGCAGCGCGAGAUGGACCGGGUCAUCGACAUCCUCUUCCAGGGGAACCUGGAGAAGGCGGAGGUCCUGAAGCAGGCCUGCCUGAGCUGCUGGAGCACCAUGCACAACCUGUUUGAGGUGGCCAUGGAGCUCCUGGAGCCCCUGAUGCUCUGCAUGGACAGCCUGUACGAGAACGAGGACAGGACGUGGAACGACCGGGUCACCAGCGACGCCUUCUCCAUCUCAGAAGCUUUGUCGGACUUUGAGUUUGUAGUGACGCUGGUGAUCCUGAAGAACACCCUCUCGUUCACGAGAGCUUUUGGCAAAAACCUGCAGGGGGAGACGCUCGACGUGUUCUUCGCUGCCAACAGUCUGACAGCAGUGUUGCACUCCCUCAAUGAGGUCAUGGACAAUAUUGAAGUCUACCACGAGUUCUGGUUUGAGGAGGCUGCCAACCUGGCCGCCACAAUGGGCAUCUCCGUGUGUGUUCCCCGCGUCUUCCUGCUCAAGCAGCCCCCCACUGACAUAGUGGAGAUCCAGCCGGAGGCGUACUUCAAGGAGUACCUCACCCUUCCCAUCAUGCAGUUCAUCAUAAAGGAAGUGAAGGACAUCUUCUCCGAGAACCACCUGAAGGCGCUGAAGUGUCUGUCCCUGGUCCCGGCGGUGAUGGGCCAGAUGAAGUUCAACACGUCGGAGGAGAGUAACGCGCACGUGUAUCGCAGCGACCUGCCCAACCCCGACACGCUCCCCGCCGAGCUGCACUGCUGGAGGAUCAAGUGGAAGCACCGCGGGAAGGAGGUCCGCCUGCCCGCCACCAUCCAUGAGACGCUGCAGCUGUCCGACGUCAAGUUCUUCCCCAACGUCAACGCCUUCCUGAAGGUUCUGUCCACGUUGCCGGUUCUGAAGCCGGAGGACAGCUCCAGAGAGACGUCCCAGCAGCGGCUCCAGGCGUACCUGGGCCACACGCCCGUCCGCAGCAGGUCCAGAAGCAUGGCCAUGCUCCACGUGAACUACCACCUGAUCAGUGACUUGGACCCCAUGGUGGACCAGUACACCAAGCUGCACUUGCAGGACGACAGUGAAAACGACACACUUUGAAACGAGAGAGAGAGAGCUCUAGAUACUAUGCUCAACACACAACACAACCAAAGGAUUUACACACAAUGGACACGGACAGAUUUUGUUUGUGUGUGUGUGUGUGUGAUAAAAACAGGGAAAAAAUUGUGUUGAUUGAAAUAAUGGUUCAAGUGUGUUUUGGGUAAUAAUGGCUCCUGUGACAAUAAACUAUUUGCAAAUGUGCCAUGAUUGUAAA
This is a messenger RNA of Clupea harengus (Atlantic herring), 2861 nucleotides long. RefSeq names its product 52 kDa repressor of the inhibitor of the protein kinase-like (gene thap12b). The record is from RefSeq and is a predicted model, not a curated record. NCBI's taxonomy places the organism in Eukaryota, Metazoa, Chordata, Actinopteri, Clupeiformes, Clupeidae.